AUGGCCCAGCGGUACAUGAUCCCCUGGCUCUAUGACCUGGGUAUUUGGAUCUUUACGCUAUGCCUGGAUAUUUUCUUUCGCGAGGUUUACUCGCGCGGUGCCUGGCGCAUCCCUAAGCGAGGCCCCGUUAUAAUUGUCGCCGCUCCUCAUGCUAACCAAUUCGUCGACUCCAUCUUGUUGAUGCGCAUCCUGAAGCAUCAUGCCGAUCGUCGUACGUCGUUUCUCAUCGCGGAGAAGUCCAUGCGCGAGCCUUAUAUCGGCACCAUGGCGGGCUGCAUGGGUGCUUUGCCCGUCGUGCGCGCCAUGGACAACGUGAAGCCCGGGUCCGGGACCGUCUACUUGCCCGACCCGGAGGGUGAUCCUACCUUGCUGCGUGGUCGCGACACCGAUUUCACCACUGAUCAGUUCAUGGAGGGCGGCGGGAUCAUCUUGCCUCGCGUUGGCAAGACCAGCCCGGAGCAGCAGGCUAUUGCCGAGAUCUUGGGCCCUCAUGAGUUGCGGUUGCGCAAGCCUUUCAAAGAAUUUGCACCGGACCAUCCCUUGUACAAGGGGCUGCGGGAGGGCACCUCCUUCAAGGUGGCGCCCCACAUCGACCAGAGCAAGAUGUUCGACGCCGUCUACAAGGAACUCUGCGCCGGAGGCUGUAUCGGCAUCUUCCCCGAGGGUGGCAGUCACGAUCGCCCCAAUUUGCUCCCCUUGAAAGCCGGCGCGGCGAUUAUCGCGCUGGGGGCGCUGGCUCGAGAACCCGACUGUGGCCUGUCGAUCAUUCCCUGCGGCAUGAAUUAUUUCCAUCCUAACAAGUUCCGCUCUCGCGCCGUCGUCGAAUUUGGCAACCCCGUACAGGUGCACCCCGACCAGAUUGAGGCGUUCAAGGCCGGUGGCAACUCCAAGCGCAAUGCCGUGGGAUCGCUGCUGGAGACCAUCCAGGAAGCCCUGACGGCCGUGACGCAACAGGCCCCCGACCACGAGACUCUCGCCCUGAUCCAAGCCACUCGACGACUAUAUAAGCCGCUGCGCAUGAAGCUCCCUUUGCCUUUGGUCAUCGAAUUGAACCGGCGGCUCCUCAAGGGCUACACGCAGUUCAAGGACGAACGCAAGGUGGUCCAGCUGAAAAAGGCCGUCACCGACUACAACCGACGACUGCGCGCGCUGGGCAUCCGGGACCACCAGGUCGAAUGGGGUGAUGUGCAGCACCGGCCCUGGUGGUUGGUCCUGGGCACACUGCUGUAUCGCAUCGGCGAACUGUUGACCGUCGCCGUGGGCACGUUGCCGUCCGUCGCGCUCUUCUGGCCCGUGUUUGUGACGACAAAAAUCAUCUCCGUCAAGAAGCAACGGAAGGCCUUGGCCGGUUCCGUUGUUAAACUCGAGGGCCGCGACGUGGUUGGCACAUGGAAGAUCCUCGUCGCCAUGGGAUUGGCGCCCACCCUGUACACCUGGUAUACCGCGCUGGGGACGAUCUGGCUGUCGUACUGCCGCAAAGGCGGAUAUUACGCGACGACCGCGCCCUGGUGGGUCAAUGCUGUCACCUAUGUGCCUGACUGGAUCCCCUUGUCGGUUUUCGCCGUCUUCUUCUUUGGCCUGAUGAUCUCGGUCUCCUUCGCCGGUCUGCGAAUCGGCGAGAUCGGUAUCGACGUGCUGAAAUCCCUGCCGCCGCUCUUGGUGGCCCUGAGUCCACGGUCCCAUAACUCUCUGGCCCAGUUACGCGCCCAGCGUCAGGAACUGUCUGCGCGCGUGGUGGACACGAUCGAUACCUUCGCCCCCGAAAUCUUCCCCGACUUCGAGGCGGAGAAGCUGGUCCCACACGGCCACCCUCAAGACGACGGCGCGUACCGGUCCCAUCUGAAGAGUAUGCCGCCCAGCGAACCCGAAAGUCGCAGCCGCAGUCGUCCCGGCAGCGGUCACAGCCGAUCCCAAAGUGGCAGCUACCACCUCCAGGAGACCCUCCUCAAGCCCUUGACAAUUGGGUCCAAAGAGGACCUGGGCGAGGUCAAUCGUCGCAUCCGCGAUUCCAUGCAAGAGCGUGGUCGUGCCCGCGUCAAGGCCGAGUACGACCCGGAUGAGGAUGCGGUAGUGGUGGACGGCGCGUCCAGCGGAGGAAACACGACCGAUGGCGAGGAGAAGAAAACACGGUAA
Messenger RNA from Aspergillus melleus, 2133 nucleotides. Its product is annotated as Glycerol-3-phosphate/dihydroxyacetone phosphate acyltransferase. NCBI's taxonomy places the organism in Eukaryota, Fungi, Ascomycota, Eurotiomycetes, Eurotiales, Aspergillaceae. Gene Ontology annotation, molecular function: glycerol-3-phosphate O-acyltransferase activity; glycerone-phosphate O-acyltransferase activity. Gene Ontology annotation, cellular component: endoplasmic reticulum membrane. Gene Ontology annotation, biological process: phospholipid biosynthetic process. The transcript has a single exon. The record is from RefSeq and is a predicted model, not a curated record. The coding region runs from base 1 to 2133 and encodes 710 amino acids.